This is a messenger RNA of Fusarium redolens, 428 nucleotides long. RefSeq lists its product as uncharacterized. The record is from RefSeq and is a predicted model, not a curated record. The transcript has a single exon. Lineage: Eukaryota; Fungi; Ascomycota; Sordariomycetes; Hypocreales; Nectriaceae. The coding region runs from base 19 to 174 and encodes 51 amino acids.
ACUGUCCCACGCGUGGAGAUGUCAGGCCCAAUCCAGCAAUACUUUGUACAGCAACGACUCUGGUUCCUUGAAAAGCUUCAUACUGGCCUCUCCUCAUACAUGAUACCUUCAGCGGUGCGCCUCCGUGGAACCCCCGACCUAAACGCACUCGAGACUGCGCUGUCCGCCCUGUAACGCAGGAACAAGGCAUUGUGGGCUACAUUUUCUGGCGUGAAUGGCAUGAAUCUGCAGAGGAUCCAUCCCUUGCAGUCGAGACAGAUAUGCGUGAGUAAUCUUAUCGGCUGCGGCGAUAAAGUCCAACAGGCCCUCGCCAAUGGUGAGACCAUGCCGUUCAAUCUGGAAAUAGACCCCGGUAGAGGGUUUCUAUAAAUAGGCUCGGCGAGUCAGACCACUUGUUUGUAAUUGCUAUGCGUCAUAUAGUCUCGGAU